Molecule: messenger RNA, 693 nt
Organism: Knipowitschia caucasica
Lineage: Eukaryota; Metazoa; Chordata; Actinopteri; Gobiiformes; Gobiidae
Source: the annotation of a GenBank genome assembly
AUGCUCGCUCAAUAUACUGUGUGUGCGCUCCAGUACGUGGAUCCACAUACCACUGACUGUGAUCACAGUGAAACUGUGGUACCCAAGCUCUGGAAGUACGCGCGGCGGCACUGGAUUUGGGUCAGUAAGAAGCUGCAGCACUGGGUUUGGGUCAGUAAGAAGCUGCGGCACUGGGUUUGGGUCAGUAAGAAGCUGCAGCACUGGGUUUGGGUCAGUAAGAAGCCGCGGCACUGGGUUUGGGUCAGUAAGAAGCUGCGGCACUGGGUUUGGGUCAGUAAGAAGCUGCGGCACUGGGUUUGGGUCAGUAAGAAGCUGCGGCACUGGGUUUGGGUCAGUAAGAAGCUGCGGCACUGGGUUUGGGAAACCGGGCUGAAGGGCGAGCCCAAUUUCCUGGCUAUCCGGACGGCGGUCUCGACAUGCAACUUUGAGCAAAACGCCGAUCAGGCCACCCGAGAGUCGGUGGCAAAAUUCAUGUGCCACAGCCUUGACACUCAGGAGAGGUUCUACGCCCUCUACAAGACUGUCCAUAGGGCACAGGAGAUGCGGCAGUGCUUUAUAGCACUCAGCUGUCUCAACAAGGCAACUCCUGUGCCUUCUGGACCUCUGACGGCGGAGAAGCGUUCACCUCGGUGCGGCGGCGGCUGCUUGGGGCAGGGGAAGGAGUCAAAAACACACGCUCCCCGAGCAAUGUGA